UAGACACCCAAAAAGAGGAAUGAUUGUUUAGUCUUCUCGAAGUAGACCGACAUCUUCGCUCCUAGAGCCGAUUUUGCUAAUACCAUAGAUAAGAUUGCACGCCUGAUGCAUAUACACAUUUCUGUUACGCCCGCGUCCCCCAGUCAGUAAGCAAUGAGCUAGGCCUCUGCAGGCAAAGGCUCGGGGCCAGGCUUGGAAAUGGCGAGCUCUGAGAUAACACCAGCGGUGCCAGUGGGGCAAGCCGUGGAGCAGAAAAGCGGCCAGGCGGAAGGCUCCAUUCGCGGAGUGUCGCUCCGGUUCUUGUCGGAUUUUGCUGCUAAGGUGCCUGCGGACUUCAGCACCGCCCAGAUCGUCUCAAAGUACAUUGCUCCUAAAUGCCGGGGCCAGCCGUUUGUGGACUUGGUGUCGCUGAAGUACGUGGGCGCGGCGCAAUCCUACAUCAUCCACUGCUGGAGCUGCAAUUUCCUCUCGGACUUGGUGGUGCCGCUUCUGCAGCACUUCAUAGGUGACCCAAACACCGAGCCCGCGGUGCGCGCCCAGAUUCUGUCCACCACGUAUGUGUGGCUGGACUGCUUCAGUUGCCCGCAGCAGCAGCCGGCGGCCGCGGCCAAGCCCGGUGAGGAGGCGGCGCCGGCCCCGACGCCGCUGCCGGACCUGUCGGUGCGGCGGCGGACGGUGGAUGACGCUAUCCGGCAGUGCAGCACGGUGCUGCUGAUGCUGGACAGCGGCGCCGCGGCGCUGCACCGCACCUGGUGCAUGUACGAGGUGACGCGCGCUCUGGCCAUCAAGGGCGGCGCCGAGGCGCUGCACGUGCCCGUGUUCGAGUUCGCGUUGGACAUUGUGUAUGAGCCGCUGCAGGGCCUCAAUCUGGCCACCUGCCGCGCCCACAACCCUGCCGACCACCGGGACCUGCUGAGUGCGCUGUCUCGCCACUUUGCGGAGAAGGGCGCGGGCGGGGAGGGUGAGGCGGUGCGGCGCUCGCCACGGCUGUCGGGGGCGCUGGGUGCCGCCACGCGCGCCAUCAUCUCCGGGAUCCAGGAUGCGCUGGUGGGCGAAGCUCAGCAGCUGAUCCGCGGCGGCGUGCGCAGCGGCCCGCGCUACCUGGCCUGCCUGCGCAAGGCGGCGGAGGCGCUGCGGCUGGGCAAGGCGCCGCUGGCCGAGGUGCUGGCGGUAGCGUCGCUCAAGGAGCACCGCAAGUCGCUGGGCGAGUCGGACGCCGCCACCCUGAGCGCCACCUCCAACCUGGCGCUGCUGCGGCGCAGCCAGGGUCGCAACGGCGAGGCGGAGGAGCUGCUGCGGGCGGUGCUGGAGGGGCGGCAGAAGGUGCUGGGGCUGGACCACCCCGACACCGCUGCCUCCUGCGACCACCUGGCGUGGCUUCUGCAGGACAUGGGCAAGUUGGAGGCGGCGGCGGACAUGUACAAGCAGGCCUUGGACAUCAGCUCGCGGGUGUUGGGCGAGGACCACCCCGACACCGCCUCCUCCUGCAACAACCUGGCGGGCGUGCUGCAGUCGCUAGGGCGCCUGGACGAGGCGGAGCCGCUGCUCAAGCGGUCGCUGGAGGUGACCGUGAAGACGCUGGGCGAGCGGCAUGCACACACCGCCACCAACUACAAUAACCUGGGCGUACUGUACCGCUCCAAGGGCGACGUGGCGGCGGCGCGCAGCCACUUCGCCGCCGCGCACGACAUCACGUCGGCGGUGCUGGGACCGGAUCACCCCGACACCGUGACCGCCGCCAACAACCUAGGACUGGCGCUGCAGGCGGAGGGGCGCCUGCCGGAGGCGGAGCGCGUGCUGCGCGCGGCGCGCGAGAGCUCGGAGACGUAUCUGGGCAAGCACCACCCCAGCACCAAGGCCACGCUGACGGCGCUGAGUGGUGUGCUGUCUGCGCUGGGCAAGGCCGAUGAGGCGGCAGAGCUGGGCAAACUGGCGGCGGCGGAAACAUCCAAGCAGACGUCGGCACGCAAGCUCGCGGCGCAGCAGCAGGCGCAGCAAGCACAGGAGGGCAAGGCGGCGGCAGCACCUGCGGCAGCAGCGGCAGCUCCCACAACAGCGACGCCCGAGCAACAGAAGCCGCAUGCCGCAGACGGCAAGGCAGUGCCGUCUAGGCUUGCUUACGAUGAGGCGGCGGUGGUGAAGAUCCAAGCGGCAGCGCGCGGCUAUCAGGCACGCAAGCAGGUAACGCAAUUGAAGCAGCAGCGGCAACCACAGAAAGCAGAGUCGGCAAAGGCAACGGGGAAAGCUGAGCCGGCGAAGCCCGCUUAUGACGAGGCUGCAGUGUUGAAGAUUCAAGCAGCGGCGCGGGGCUACCAAGCGCGGAAGCAGGUUAAGGAGUUGCGUAAGGAGAAGGCAGCGUCAGCUACAGCAGCGGCAACAGCAGCGGCUGCCCAGGAGCAGCCGCCCGCAUACGACGAGGCUGCUGUGGUGAAGAUUCAGGCGGCGGCUCGCGGGUACCAGGCUCGCAAGCAGGUGAAGGCGCUUAAGCAGCAGCAGCCUGCGCCUGCGCCCGCCGCUGCGCCGAGCCUGGUUGUAUUUGGCGCUGACCCCCACGCACCCCAGGCGCCCCACCCCAGCCCCAGCCCCACCGCGGCGGCUCCUUCCGCCUCCACCGAGCCCAACCCGUUCGCAGCCUCCAAACCGCCGCUGCCACUUGGCGGUGCGCGGCAACCGCACCCGCCGCUGGCCACCGGCCCCUCCGGCACGGCCUCGCCGCGGCCCAGCUCCAGCCGCCUCAGCUCCGGUCGCUCCAACCGCUCCGAGCAACCACCGACGGCAACGGGGACGGCGGCGGCGGCGGCCGCGCAGCUGAACGGCAAGCGCAGCGUGGAGGACAUGGCGCUUGGGCUGCCGCCGGGCGGCGCCACAUCGCCCUCGCCCUCGCCGCAGCGGCCACCACGGCCUUCGUCCGAACGGGAGAGGCUGGUAGUGCGGCGGCCGAGCUCAACCAGCUCCGGCCGCAACAGCAUCUCCGCGCACCCAUCGCAGACCUCGCUGGGUGCCCCUGCGCCGCCUGCGCUGGCGCCCGCUGCGCAGCUGCCGGCGGCGGCGGCGCCCACUGCGGCGCCUAUGUCGCAACUGAGCGAGCAGGAGGCGGCGGCGGUGCGCAUCCAAGCCUACCACCGCGGCCACCGCGCGCGCAAGGAGGUCGCGGAGCUGCGGCGGGCCGAGCGCCCCGCCUCCAGAGGCACCGCUGCCGGGGCGUCGUCAUCCGCGGCUGCCGCAGUGGCGGGGCUGGCAGCGGCUGCAGCCGCCCACCCGCCAUUGCCGCCUCCGCUCACCACGGUGGACUCGCCGCGGCUACAAUCGCCAGUGGCCGCCACGUCACCGGUGCUGCCUCUUUCGCCGGCCGGCGGGAUACCGCCGCCGCCGCCCUCGCCCACACCGGGUUCGGUGCGCCGGCCGCCGUCCCGCAACGCUGCCAUCGCGCACGCCCGCGCCGCGCUGCUCAACAGCCGCGGCUCCACGCCCGUCACCUCCACGCACGUGUCGCUGGUUGGGCCCUUCUCCCCGCCCUUCAGCGUGCCUGGUAGCAUGGGCGCCAGCGGCGUGCUCACAGCACCGCUGCCGCCGCCUCUGUCCUACCCCAUGUCCUCGACCACGUCCUCCACCGGCACGGGCUCUUGCCGAGCCUCCAGCACCAAUGGCGGGCCGUACAUGGCCGCCGGCGCUGGCGUCCACCAGCCCCACGUGAUGACGCCAUACAUCUCCCUGACCGACUACUUCCGGGCUCCGGAGGCUGCGCUGCGCGCCAUCGGCUCCAACAGCCCCCGCGCCGGCGCCGUCAGCGCGCUGUCGGAGCACCACCACCCACACGCUGCGACUGGCAGCGGCAGCGGCAGCGGGCCGGGGUCGUUUGCGUCGACGCCGCCGGGCUCUCGUGCCGGCGGGCCGCGGCCGUCCACCGCGUCCAUGUCGACUGCAUCCCCGGCCGUGGGCGGCGCCGCCACCAUCACGCCGCGAGCGGACGAAGUGCUGGAGUUGCACGCCGACAUGCUUAGCAGCGCACUGGCACAGCUCAAGCUGAUGAAGGCGCGCGAAUCGGUGACACGCAGCUCCGCCGACAGCAAGGCACUGCUGCAGCUGAAGCUAGAGUAUGUGCGCAUGGCGGUGGAGCAGGCUCUGGGCGGAGCCUCUGCCGCCGCCGCGCCGCCGGAUGCCUCUGCGCCCAGCACAGACGCCGGGGAGGCGGCCGGCGGCAGGGGCGUGCUGCCAGGCCUGCUGGGUACGGGCACUGCUGCUGCCGCCGCCUCUGCAUCCGCGGAGGAGCUGCAGCGGCCGGUGAAUCGGCACGGCGCGGCACGACCGCGGCCGGGUGGCGAGGCAGCUGCUGACUCUGGCACAGCAGGUGCUGCUGCUGGAACCGCUGCAGGUGGUGGUGGCGCAGGUGGUGCUCGUCCCAAGGAGCAGGACGUGGAGGCGCUGAUGACGGAGCUGACAGACCUGCGCAUGCUGCUGCUGACCACCAGCAACGCCCUGCACGCAGCCCAAAGCGGCCUGCACCAGGAGCGCGCGUCCCGUCAUGCACUAAGCACGGAGCUGGCCGACAUGCAGCGCAAGCUGGCAGCGCUCCCAGCAACGGGACGGCCUGGAUCGGCGCGUCCGGGCUCUGGGCGGCCAGCUUCAGGGCGUAUUGCACCCGCCCUCGUGACUGGUAACCCGCUCAGCCCGUCCAGUCCUGCACCCGGACCCUUUGCUGCCGCGGCAGGUGUGUCUUCCCCUUCAGGCGGCAGCACGCGCCCCUGGUCGGCCUCCCGCUCGGCGCCGGACCAGGUUGAGGCAGCACGAGGCCUGCACGCGGCCUUGACCGCCAGCGGCAAGAGUCGAGCUGCGCAUUGAUGCGGGGACACACAGUCACGGAUGUACUGGGGAUCCGAUUUAGUAAGAGUUGCGACAAACGCAUAAAUUGGCAUCGGCCUCCUGAGUUAGCGGGCUUCAGACACGUAUCGCCCAGCCGGUUGAUAUUGCACGUAUGGCCCAAGAAUGAACUGUCAAACUCUUGUGUGCUGCCAUAACAUCAUGUAGCAACCACGCUGCUUGGCCCCGUAUGGGGGGCAGUAUGUUGUUAUGCAGCAUGAAUACGACGUAGGCUAGGUUACUGGCUGCCAGCUAGGUGGACUGAGAUGCCGUCUGUUGCAUUCGAAAGACUUGGUCUUAGUGCUGUGUGCUGGGGCUGGGGAUGACCUGGUGGUGGUUGGCAGACAGGAGGGCACGAGUAAAUAUUGAUGCCCAUACUGAUGCCCAUGGCUGGGGACACAAUGCAUUCAUCCUUGAUGCUGAACUCUAUAGUGCGGGACAAACAUUACGACGCCGGUGCUCGUGAUGGAACAUGGCAAGGGGCAGGAAAGCGUAGUCCCGAUGUGUGUGGCUCCCACCCGUGCCCACAUAAUUACGACGCCGGUGCGGCAUUGCGGCAGGGGCGCUGCUUUCCACCGUGUGUUGAUGCUGGGUGGUCUUGAUGGCGGCAUGUUGUGUUGCAUGCGGAUGCAAUGAUGUGACUGCAGGUGAAGUCUGUCUGGAAGCGCUGUGACCGCCAAGGCUACGCGCACAUGCAACGCCUCGGCUAUUACCGUAUUCCGUGUGCACCUGCAGUGCUGGCCCCCGUCACACCGUGCCGUCACGGUGCCACACCCUGAAGAAACCCGCAUGCAGCCUCUCCUGAGCUUCCACUCGCAGUGUAUUAAGUUAACGAUGA
This is a messenger RNA of Chlamydomonas reinhardtii, 5695 nucleotides long. RefSeq lists its product as uncharacterized. NCBI's taxonomy places the organism in Eukaryota, Viridiplantae, Chlorophyta, Chlorophyceae, Chlamydomonadales, Chlamydomonadaceae. The coding region runs from base 199 to 4839 and encodes 1546 amino acids. The transcript has 13 exons. The record is from RefSeq and is a predicted model, not a curated record. Gene Ontology annotation, molecular function: protein binding.